AUGCCUAACAUGCCUAACCGAGCACUCGGGCCUUUUCCUACUCCUCAGGCCUAUCACCCAAUUAUUCAGGGGCUGAUAAACAUGAUUAAACGCAAUGACUGGGAGAGCAAAUUUGCGAAGGCAGUCUCUGAUGCCCACAAUACAGAUGUUGAAGACAUGACUACUAUAGUAACUUUGAACGACUACUACAAUUUUCUUCAUUACUUGGUGACGUGGAUACCCAGAGAGGAUGAAACAGGAUCUCUCGUUUACAAUAUGCUUUGCACGAUGUACUUUGUUCUCGAUCAGGAAUCUGUCAGACCGCUCCAGUCACCCAUUAAGCCAUCGUCGUAUCCACCAGAACCGUUGACGGAGCUAUCGCAAUGGAUAGUCUACUUUGCCUGUGCGAUGGGACAAUUUCUAAAUACACCUCAAUCACUUACUGAAGCAUCUAUGAAGACUUUUUAUAU
Molecule: messenger RNA, 449 nt
Organism: Racocetra persica
Lineage: Eukaryota; Fungi; Glomeromycota; Glomeromycetes; Diversisporales; Gigasporaceae
Source: the annotation of a GenBank genome assembly